AUGGAACAGAAAUCUAUUCUAGAAGUAGAAGUAUUCGACUGUUGGGGGAUAGAUUUCAUGGGUCCUUUCCCCUACUCCUACGGGAAUAAAUACAUCAUGGUUGCUGUCGAUUAUGUGUCAAAAUGGGUCGAAGCAGUAGCUUCCCCAACGAACAACGCAUCCGUAGUUAUUAAGCUUUUCAAAAGCAUUAUCCUCCCGAGAUUUGGAAUUCCUCGAAUAAUCAUAAGUGAUGGUGGAUCCCAUUUCAUUAACAAAAUUUUUGAAGGACUACUUCGGAAGAACGGAGUGCAUUAUAGAGUUCCUACACCCUACCACCCGCAGACGAGCAGGCAGAUGUAUGAAAGGAGGACGAAGCAGAGGUUCGAGGUCGGCGGCAGCAGCACAGCUCCGCCACUACCACCGGUCUCCAUCGAGCCGACGCGGUUCGUCGAUCCAGACGUCAUCCCGGAUUUGGGCAUCAAAUCGGACCUCGAGGACUUGUUCGCAGAGCUGGGUAUGGGGAACAUGGCCACUAACCCACAUGUUCUCUACCCGGAGAUGGUCCGUCAGUUCAUGGCCACGGCGAAUUACGAGCGUCAGCGCGCCAUCGUACCUGACUCCGCAGGGAUCUCGACAUUUUGGGGGUACAUAGCCACCGGCUUCUUCGACUCCGCCAAGACUCUUCAGACGGACAUCCGUCAUCUAACUCUGCGCUACUUCAUGAAGGUCCUUGCCAACAGUCUGUUGUGCAAGAUGGAACCUAGUAAGGUUCGGGUGCAGGUGCUCACAUUUGUCUAUUACGCGGUGAGGAGUUUGGUUCACAUGGAGGACAUCGAGGAGCCCGCAGACGACAUGUGGCCCAACAUUGGAGCCGUAUUUGCUGAGCAUCUGGUCAAGCUCAAGAUGAAGCCGUUCCAGUCAAAGGGAAGGAAGAAGGAGACGGUCGGAAGCCUACUUACCCCGAUUUUCAUACAUUACGGAGUCCCGUUAGACGAUGCCGAGAAGGAUGAUCAGAUCGUCUACAUGGAUGCAGCGCAUCUCCUAAGCACUCAGUGGCUCAAGGAAGACCGCGACUGGUGCUUCAGGGAUGAGAACGGCACGCACUUGGUGAGGCUGCCACUUCGACCAUGGCCUCACAAGCAUUCAGUUCCGCCCUAA
This is a messenger RNA of Brassica oleracea var. oleracea, 1137 nucleotides long. RefSeq lists its product as uncharacterized. Gene Ontology annotation, molecular function: nucleic acid binding. Gene Ontology annotation, biological process: DNA integration. The transcript has 4 exons. The coding region runs from base 1 to 1137 and encodes 378 amino acids. The record is from RefSeq and is a predicted model, not a curated record. NCBI's taxonomy places the organism in Eukaryota, Viridiplantae, Streptophyta, Magnoliopsida, Brassicales, Brassicaceae.